Prunus armeniaca (apricot) is the source of this 180-nucleotide messenger RNA. The record is from the annotation of a GenBank genome assembly. Lineage: Eukaryota; Viridiplantae; Streptophyta; Magnoliopsida; Rosales; Rosaceae.
AUGAGUGGAGAAGAAUUAGCCGGGGCCCCCAGCACCAAAGCUCCUUCGUCUGCUUUAUUUUUUAUUUGCACUGUUGGAAUCAACAAAUGGCGUGAGAUUCAGCGCAAGUCCAUUUUACAACAACAGCAGCAGCAGCAGCAGCAACAACUCCCUGAAAAUGCCGCAAAUGCCCUUGAGUGA